GAGAUGUAGGCGUCCCUCUUCCGGUUUCAAACGGAGAUGGAGGAGCUUGGUGUGUGGACGCCAUCAACAACAUGACGGUGUCAUAAAUUAACGUACAGUAAAUGACUUGGACGAACCGCCACCUUCUAGUCUGGAGGAAUCAAAUUAUUUCGCCGUUGUUCUGUGCUGCAGGCAACUGUGUCUUGGUGCUGUACCUGUGGGCAGAGACCACCCAGAGGUUGCUUUAACCAGCUCCUUAUGUCUGAAGACUCGAGCAGUGAUGAAGAAUGGUGUAUAUCAACAAAAAGGCAGGCAGAUGCUAACACAGAGGCUAAAUGUUGGGAAUGUGGCAAAAAGUUCAGUAACAUAACAAACUUGAUGUCACACUACAAAAGCCACAAUAUCAAAGCCACUUGCCACAUCUGCAAGGUCAUUUUCCGACGCCUGACGUCACUCUCCACGCAUCUGGAUAAUGCACACUCGCCACCCCUCUGCAAAAAGUGCCAUCAGUCUUUCAGUAAUGUGUGGGAAUUGAACAAGCAUGCAGAGAUACAUUGCAUUGGCUCACUGCCAUUUAAAGAAGCCCCCUCUUUGAUUUCUGCAGUCAUAUAUCAGAGUCAGAAUACUGACAUCUUUUCAGAUGAGGUGACUGUACAGCAAAGCACAAACUCAGGACCAUGUGAGUCAAUGUCAGAGUUGAGGCCUCAAGAAAGAAUCGAGAUGAAGCCUGAGAGACCUGAGACAUCUGAAAACAGUGUAGAGUAUAUAGUGGGUGAAGAUGAUAAGGACAUUGACAUGGAAAGUGACUUUGAGAAGGUGGAUGAUUCAACAACCUCUGAAUCUGAUGACGAAGAUAAGACACUCUCUAAACCUACAAACUUGUGUCCAGAUGAUCCAGAAUCAGAUGGUGGCUCAAAUUCAAGUUCAACUGAUUAUUCCAGUGACUCCUCUAAUAGUCUGCACUCUAAAAAACCCCCUGCAAUCCUUCCUAGUGUUAAUAGUUCAAUAUGUGCUGCGUGUGGUAGAGGGCCCUUCAGGUCAAUGAAGCUCCAUUUACUGCACUGUAGUGGUAUAAGGGUAAAGUAUCAGUGCUCACUGUGCAAAAAGCUAUUUCUCACGGAGACUGCUCUUAACGAACACUACAUGCCUUUGUAUUCCUGUGACAUCUGUGGCCAGGUUUUCUCUCACGAGAGCUCUUACCAUCACCACCAGUGUCCCAAGGAAAGCAAAUCCCCUUUGGUCUUCUUUUGUUCUGAGACAAUGCCGAAAGCAUGUAAUAUAUGCAAGUCCUUUUUCACUUCUGAGAAAACUUUAUUAAACCAUGUUACCAGAGUUCACACAUCAGUGGUCAGCACCAAAGUAUGCAUUAUUACCAAUCCAUUAGCGUUGACUGAUAAAAGGGUUUCACCAUGUGUCCAUGGCAUAGCAGUCCAGUCAGCCGUCAGUGGUCCAAAUGUAGUCAACAAGGUCAGUAAUGGAAAGUUCUGUGUUGGCCAAACUUAUGCAGGGUCACUGUCCACUCUUGUGAAAUCAAGCCCUUUCUCCCUCUCGACCUCCUCCUCCCACCUGGGCAAACCUCCUGCCCUGAUAUGCACGGCGUCUGCUGCUGCACCUGCCAGAUCGGGGAAAGACGGUGCCCUAGGUCAGCCACCAAGCCAUCUUUCUGUCCCUUUAUUUGUCCCUCCUGAUGCCACUGACACAACUCCAGCCACUGCGCCCUCUGACCCUGUCUCCCCACCAGUGCCCACUAUUAUGGCCAUGUUUGAGAAUGACAGCCAAGAUGUGGCUCUGAUGAAACGUAUGAACACAGGCUGGCGCUCCAAGGUCCCUCACCCUUGCAGGCAGUGUGGUGCCAUCUUGCGGCAGCCCUCUUUCAUCAUCAGCCACCGCUACCUCCACCGAGGCCGCCGCUCACACCAGUGCCAGUGUGGCCGAGCUUUUAAGCACCGGCUUCACCUCCUGCGACAUUGUGUUCAGCAUGCGGAGGCCAUAAGCUACAUCUGCGCCAACUGUGGAGAGACUUUCAUGGGAGCAAGACUCUUUGCUGAGCACAUGAAGGGUAAAUCACAGAAAAAGUCCCGUCCUUCUGGGCUUACAUGGAGACGUAAAGUUAAGAGAAAGUGCAGAAUGCCCUUUACAUGUGACUGUGGACAACUGUUUUUUAGGCCUUCUGCUUACAUAUGGCACCAACUUCAAAACUGGACAAAAAGUAAACAGUUGAAGAAGCCCUUGAAAUGACAAAACAUUGACAUAUAUCUGGUUUAUCCAUAGUUUUUAGACACUCUUCUCCAACGUUGUGCACUACACUUUAAAACAAAGUGUUAAUUAAAAGGGAUCUUUCACAUGUCAUCUGACUGAUUGUCACUAUUUUGUUUAAUUUGUGUGUUGUCAAGUGACAAAAUCAAAGCAAAGUCACCUACACAUUGAUUCUUAAUGGCUUUUAAUUGUAAGCAUGUUCUGGAUGGUUGUUAACAUGUUUUCACCAUGUGCAAAUGAUACAUAGUAAACGGUUAGAGUAAGUUCCUCACAAGUUCUUCUGACAACAUACUGGAGUACAAAUGAACCCACAAGGAAUUUUUUUCAAUGUUUGGAUUAAGUUAAAACGCAUCACAAACUCCAGUUUAUCCUCCAGAGAAAGAGUAUGUCCAGUUUUGCUAAUUUUUUCUCACAAAGUGCAUUCUUAACAGUGAGGUUUGUAUGGGGGUUCUGAGUCCCCUUGUGUUCUGUUUUUCAGAUUUGUUUUCACUACAGCCUACACUACUACAAAUGCUAUGCUCCUAUGAGACAUUGGUAUUCAGGUUGAAAAUAGUAUAUAACUUUUUUUUUUAAUGGUUUUUACAUAAUCUUUAUGACUUUAAUGUUAACUGUCCUCAAUAUUACAAAGUUGUCUUAAUUCGUGUCCACUAGAGGGAGCUGUUGGGUUGCUAAAAGGUGAGCUUACAAGUCAAUUUAUACACUCAAGUUUAAUUGUUCCGAGAACAGGUGUAAAUUCUUAGACGCUUUUCCGGCAUCAGAUGAUUACAACCUUAAAUGCAGACAUUAAUCUAUGUGUUUCAGUUGACAUUCAUCAAAAUUCCAAGGACUUACAGUUUGAAAUAAAGGCUAUACUUAAACUGAAGUUUAGUUUUUUCUAUUGGUGGAGCAUCGAAACACAUAAUUUCACUCUUAAAUUAACUGGGUGGGUCAGAGGAAAGCGGAAAAAUUAGGAAUUGUUAGAGAUUGUAUAAUAUUCAGUAAGCCUGCUUGCGAACAACAAUCUGCUUGGUAACCAUUAAACUGUCUGCUAAUGCAAAAAAAAAAAAAAAAAGGAUUUGCAAGAGGUUUGUAGAAAAAU
Molecule: messenger RNA, 3313 nt
Organism: Xiphias gladius (swordfish)
Lineage: Eukaryota; Metazoa; Chordata; Actinopteri; Istiophoriformes; Xiphiidae
Product: zinc finger protein 585B
Exons: 3
Coding region: 238-2217 (659 amino acids)
Biological process (GO): regulation of transcription by RNA polymerase II
Cellular component (GO): nucleus
Molecular function (GO): DNA-binding transcription factor activity, RNA polymerase II-specific; RNA polymerase II transcription regulatory region sequence-specific DNA binding
Source: RefSeq, a predicted model, not a curated record